GGAUCUGAUCUGAUCUCUUAAGAAAUUAUCUCUGUGUUUUUUAUAAUUAAUUAUUGUGUAUUUUCCUUUCCCCAAUUUUAAUAACAACUUUAGUCUAGCUGUACUGCAUAGUGCAUACAGAAGCAGCAGAGCAGAGCAGAGACAGAGGCAUUUAUUUAUAUGGUGUGGAAGGUUGCUGCUGCCGGGACUCUUUGGCCGCUCCUUUCCCUCCUCCUCCCAUGGCUUCUUCUUUGUCUACCUCUGGCUCCCACCACCGCAUAAACUCCAUUUGCUCAUUUCUUGUUCCUCUGCGCUUCCUGUUCCUUAUUGCCUCCCUCCACGACUCUUUGCUGCUAGUCGACGCCACCGCCUCCUCCCUGAAGCUCACAUUCACCGCCCCGGCCAAGUACUGGACCGACGCCAUUCCCAUUGGCAACGGCCGCCUCGGCGCCAUUGUCUGGGGCGGCGUAGCUAACGAGACUCUUCAGCUUAACGAUGAUACGUUGUGGACCGGCGUUCCUGGAAGCUACUCCGAUCCCAAUGCGCCGGCGGCUCUAUCGGUGGUCAGAAAGCUCGUUAGUGCCGGACUCUACCCGGAAGCAUCCGCGGAGGCGAUUAAAUUGUCAGCAACUCCCUCUCAGGUUUACCAGCUGCUCGGGGACAUAGUGCUUGAAUUUGACGCCUCGCAUCAGAAAUACGAUCCAACCACAUACCUCAGAGAACUGGAUUUGGACACUGCAACCGCUACAGUGAAAUAUUCCGUUGCGGGUGUGGACUACACAAGGGAGCAUUUCGCUACAAACCCUCACCAAGCAAUAGUGACCAGAAUUUCUGGGAGCAAACCAGGGUCUUUGUCAUUCACUCUUCAUCUGCACAGCAAGCUGAAUCACACCACUAGGCUCCUCCCAGCUCAAAACCAAAUCCUACUGGAAGGAAGCUGCAGGGGACACCCCAACGGAAUUCGCUUCGCAGCCAUGCUGGACUUGAGGAUCCGAGGAGGGGAAAAAGCAUCCGUCAGCGUCUUAGAUGGUGGGAACAAGCUCAAGGUUGAUCUCGCGGAUUCGGCAGUGCUCAUUCUGGUGGCUUCAUCUUCAUUCGAUGGGCCUUUUACUAGCCCUGUCGAUUCCAACAAGGACCCAAAUUCAGACUGCCACAAGGCGUUGAGCUCACUUGCCAAUGUGGCGUACGCGGAUCUAAGAGCCAGGCAUUUGGAGGAUUAUCAGCGCCUUUUCCGCCGCGUUUCGUUGCAGUUGUCUCCUGGGCCUGGCUCCAGCUCCAACUCAGGGGGCCAUGUUGUGGCAACUGCAGAGAGGGUCAAGUCCUUUAAGACAGACGAGGAUCCGUCGCUGGUGGUUCUCAUGUUCCAGUACGGUCGUUACUUGCUCAUAUCUUGUUCCAGGCCUGGCACCCAGGUGGCAAAUUUGCAGGGGAUAUGGAACAAGGAUGUCAACCCGCCAUGGGAUGGGGCUCAACAUUUGAACAUCAAUCUGCAAAUGAACUACUGGCCAGCGCUGCCCUGCAAUCUCAAGGAAUGCCAAGAGCCAUUGUUCGACUACAUGUCCUCCCUUGCAGUCAACGGGAAGAAGACCGCUAAAGUGAACUACGGAGUUAACAAUGGCUGGGUUGCUCAUCAGGUCAGUGACAUAUGGGCUAAAACGUCUCCAGAUCAGGGAGAUGCCGUAUGGGCUAUGUGGCCGAUGGGUGGUGCUUGGCUUUGUACUCACGUGUGGGAGCAUUAUAGCUAUACAAUGGACAAAGACUUCCUCGAGAAGAAGGGCUACCCUUUGUUGGAAGGAUGUGCAGAGUUUCUGCUAGGCUGGUUAGUGGUGGGGCAGGGAGGUCAUUUGGAAACCAACCCAUCAACUUCUCCUGAGCACAAAUUCAUUGCUCCAGAUGGCAAGCAAGCUAGUGUGAGCAACUCAACAACUAUGGACAUGUCAAUCAUAACACAAGUCUUCUCAGAUAUUCUUGCCGCUGCUGAGACUCUAGGGAGGCAGGAUGACGAACUCGUUCACAAAGUUCGUCUAGCUAGAGCCCGCCUGCCACCCACUAAAAUUGCCAAGGAUGGCACCGUCAUGGAAUGGGUAGGCGCGUAAAACCACAAUCAAUCUUCUCCUACCUAUGUAUAAACCGUAAUGUUUGGUUCUGUUUCCUUGAGAGAGCUGCAGGCUUUUGAGUUUGAAGACCCAGAGCCUCAGCACAGGCACGUUUCUCAUCUCUUUGGGCUGUUCCCUGGCCACGCCAUUACUCCUCAACACACUCCUGACCUUUGCAGUGCUUCUGAAAAGACUCUUGUCAAGAGAGGUGUCGAGGGUCCAGGAUGGUCGACUGUGUGGAAAACUGCACUGUGGGCAAGGCUACUAAAGAGCAACAAGGCAUACGAAAUGGUGAAGCAUUUAUUCAACUUGGUGGAUCCAGCCCAUGAAGGAGACUACGAAGGAGGAGUUUUUAGCAACUUGUUUACAGCUCACCCACCAUUCCAGAUUGAUGCCAACUUGGGCUUCUCGGCAGCUAUAGCAGAGAUGCUAGUACAAGGCACAGGGACUGAUCUGUACUUGCUCCCUGCUCUUCCACGCGACAAGUGGCCCGAUGGGUGUGCCAAGGGGUUAAGGGUGAAAGGAGGUGUGACCCUCAACCUGUGCUGGAAGCAAGGCCAGCUCCAUGAAGUUGGUCUUUGGUCAACGGAAGGCGAUUCUGUGCAACAAUUGCACUAUGGAGAAAAUAUGGUGAAGGCGAGUGUUGUGUCGUGUAAUGUGUACACGUUCAACAGGAAUUUGGUGUGUGUAAGUACUGAAUCCCUUUCGGAAGAAGGUAGUUCUUGUUGAAAAGAUUGAUAAUGGAGACAAUAUAUGUAGAGAUAUUUUAUACAUCUCCACCGAGAAAAAUGGAGCAUUCCUUUCAAUUGUUAACUAGUUCGGAAAGCCCGCCCUGCGCGGCGGGUUGCAAAAUGAACAUCUUACGAUCUAAAUAAAUAACCAAUAACAAUUUGGAGAGAAUUCAG
Linum tenue is the source of this 2980-nucleotide messenger RNA. The record is from the annotation of a GenBank genome assembly. NCBI's taxonomy places the organism in Eukaryota, Viridiplantae, Streptophyta, Magnoliopsida, Malpighiales, Linaceae.